Molecule: messenger RNA, 2256 nt
Organism: Cuscuta campestris
Lineage: Eukaryota; Viridiplantae; Streptophyta; Magnoliopsida; Solanales; Convolvulaceae
Source: the annotation of a GenBank genome assembly
AGAAACGAAGUAUUUCAAAGAUUACAACUGGAGCAGCCGUGAAUGGAUGGAGGAAGUCAGGCGGCCAACAGUGGAUGAUGCACUUAGCAGGGGGAGGAGGUGUUGAUUGCAAGGAGUUUUGAGACACAUUAUUGACUUUUGGGUGCUGAAUAACCAAUUAUGGAGUGCAAUGGAUGGUGUAGGCUGGGAAUUUUGCUUUUUUUCCCCCCUAAAUCCAAACCCACACAAAUCAUGCUUCUUUUGGCAGCAGGAAUAAUUCUUGGGCGGGAGUAGUUUCAGUAGAGGCCAGCAACCGGCAGCAGUCAACACAUGAUGCCACGAUCUCGGAUUAAGCAGAUCUCUCGCAUAUUAAGAAGAACAAAGCUACGAUCUCACCGCACAAUUCCUCACUGUUUCCGUUUUCUUUCCUCCGUAACGCGCAAUCGAGAACAAUGCUCGCAACUCUCCAAAAUCCAUGGUAGGGGGCCCAAACCCUAGCCCAGUCACCAACGAACUCUCCUCCCCUACCAUCUGCUUUCUGAUUUGGAUUGCUCGAUCUAGAGAGCAUUUCUGGAUUUAAAAGAAGAGACGAAGGAAUUUGCACUAGAGAGAGGGUGGAUGUCACUCAUCAUCUCAAUUUCAGUAUCAAUUUCUUUAAUUUUCUGACCUUGCACACAUAUGGGACUUUGAUCGAACUUCACUGUGGCAAUGAUGGUGGCUGGCCGAACUAUGGUUAUAGUGGCGAUUGGGGUGGUUGGGCUAGCAACACUACCUCGGGUAUUGAGCUGAGAGCAAGGCCGCAAACCAACAGGGAAAACAGUUUGAGCAACUAAAGAACUAUGGAGCUUAGGUUUGUAACCCUGUCAAACCCUUACACCAAUGAUGAUAUUAUCAAGUGCGUAACGCAAGUAUUCAUAUGGCAGAUUACAAAUAUUGUAUUGUGUCACGAGGUGGCCUUCACCGGCGAUACCUCAAACCUUUAUCUUGACCCUAAAAGUACCCGUGCCUUGAGGGAAAAAAUUCUUAUCCUCAAUGUCUUAUUUUGGCCUAUUCUCAUUCUCCCCACUCUCUCCAUCCCUGCGCCGCCGGUUUCUCUUUCCCUCCACCCUCUCCGCCGAAACCCUUCCAUUUUCACCGCCGUUGGAGUCCAGCAACAGACGGACAAAGGAUCAGCUCUGCCGGCGCGGCAGCAGCAUCAAUUCGACGACUAUGCGGAGGAUGAAUCCUACGACGAGGUUAGCAGGAUCAUCAGUAGCUGGGCAGUCGAAGGCGGAAGAGGGAUGGAAUACCUGAUCGAGUGGAAAGACGAACACCCCCCGACCUGGAUCCCUUCCGAUUUCAUCGCCAAGGACUUUGUCGCGGAGUACGAGAUCCCCUGGUGGACAGCCGUCAAAAAGGCCGACGAAUCCUCCUUGCGGGAGCUCCUGAACGCCGGCGACGGCGGGAGGGACGCGGACGCCGUGGACGAGGACGGGCGCACGGCUCUACUCUUCGUCUCUGGGCUUGGAUCCGAGGAUUGCGUCAAACUGCUCGCCGAAGCAGGGGCGAGCGUCAAUUACAGAGACCCAAGCGGUUAUGUCCGGCCAGGAACAGUGAAGAUUCUGAUCGAACUUGGAGCAGACCCCGAGGCCGAGGACAACAAGGGGCAGACCCCCCUAGAUCUGGCAAGAACAAUCCUGAAGAAGCUAACCCCAAUGCAAUUCGAUCGAAGGCUAGGGUUGCAAAGGGUGAUUGGGGUUCUGGAAGAUGCAAUGUUUGAAUUUGCAGAAGUGGAGGAGAUAAUGGAGAAGAGGGGGAAAGGGGAGAAGGCAGAGUACCUGGUGAAGUGGAAGGACAGAGAGGCAAACGAGUGGGUGAAACGCGCUGCUGUAGCUGAUGAUCUGGUGUGUGAUUUUGAGGCGGGGGUGGAGUACGCGGUGGCAGAGAGAGUUUUGGAGAAGAGAAUGGGGGGAGAAGAGGGGAAGAAGAAGGUGGAGUAUUUGGUGAAGUGGUCGGACAUGGAAGAGGCAACUUGGGAGCCCGAAGAGAAUGUUGAUCCUGCAUUGAUUAUCGACUUUGAGAAGAAGAAUCAGCAGCCAUGAACCAUCACUGACAUGCUGCUUUCGUGUUGAGGACCAUGUCCCUGGCUCGGUGCAACUUGGAUGAGAUGUGUAAUAGGAAUAAGGCUUUCUCCUAGCAGCCAUUGCCAUCAAGCAUGGAUUGGUAGUGGUGAUUUUUGGAGUAAUGCAUAUGUUGUGCUUGGUUGGUUUCUUCUCUGAACAAAGGUUUAUGGUAGUU